CGCACGCGCACGCGCGCCUCCACGGCUGGGUCGCGGCUGGAGUGAGGACGCGCUCAGUGGAGCAGCGGAGCUACGGCGCUGCUGCCACAGCUGCUCAGGAGGGGAGCAUGUCUGCAACUCGAGCCAAGAAAGUGAAGAUGGCCACCAAAUCGUGCCCGGAGUGCGACCAACAGAUUCCUGUCGCAUGUAAAUCAUGUCCCUGUGGUUACAUAUUCAUUAGCAGGAAACUACUAAAUGCAAAACAUUCUGAGAAAUCACCACCCUCCACAGAAAACAAACACGAGGCCAAGAGGAGGCGAACAGAGAGAGUUAGGAGAGAGAAGAUAAAUUCUACAGUAAAUAAAGAUUUAGAAAACAGAAAGCGAUCUCGAAGUAACAGCCAUUCAGACCAUAUCAGACGAGGAAGAGGAAGACCGAAAAGCACGUCUGCCAAAAAGCACGAGGAAGAGAGAGAAAAACAGGAAAAGGAAAUUGACAUCUAUGCUAACCUCUCUGAUGAAAAGGCUUUCGUGUUUUCAGUCGCCUUGGCAGAAAUAAAUAGAAAAAUCAUCAAUCAAAGACUUAUUCUCUGAUACUUGUCUGCAAAAUCUGUUGCCACUUUCUUCAGGAUUACAUCAGCAAAUUCUCAAACAGUUGUGGACUCUCAGGAGCGCUCUGACUGUAUGAAUGAGGGCCAUUGAUUGCUUUUUUGUUAUUUAGUCCGGUGCCAUGCUUUGGGAGCAAAGCUGUAUGUUUAGACUUUGCUGGGUUUUCCUUGUUUACCAAGGAUUAUUAUCAGUGUUUUGUGUUGGGAUAUAACUAAAUGUAUUUUUUUAAAAACCUACCAAAAAUAGUCCCCAAAACUGGAUGGAUAUUUACAGAGUGAAGAAAUAGGUGUGAAGGUGGAAAUACAAAAACUAGGGCAGUUACAGUGCUUCAUAGUUUUCAGGUUUGCACCAGAGAUGCAAUAUUUUAAGUACUGUCAAAAGAGUGACUUUUAAAUAUAUAUAUUUGAGUCUUUCAUCGUAAACAGAUUGCAUAUAUACAACUCACUGACUUUUAAUAAAUUGGUAAUUGAUAUUUUAUUGAAUGGAGAAUUACGAA
Molecule: messenger RNA, 1083 nt
Organism: Acomys russatus (golden spiny mouse)
Lineage: Eukaryota; Metazoa; Chordata; Mammalia; Rodentia; Muridae
Gene: Hdip1
Product: chromosome 26 C16orf87 homolog
Exons: 4
Coding region: 108-572 (154 amino acids)
Source: RefSeq, a predicted model, not a curated record